GGACUCUUGUCGUGCACCUGAUACCACGAUGGAUGACUAUCCGAUGUAUGGGCUGCUUGCAGGGUUCCCCAGGCUUUUGGCCCACUUUCACGUGUAGAGUAGGGACGCGGGGUGGUACUUCCACCCAACCUUACACGAAGGAGGAGGAGGAGAAGAUGGCCGCCAUCCUGCAGGAGAGAAAGGAGAAGGAGGAGGCCAAGAAAAAGGCCUUGCAGGAGGAGCAAGCGACAAAAUUGAAGAAGAUGGAGGAGGAGAUGGCUAGAGAAAAAGAGAGGUUGAAGAAGGAGGAAGAGGAGAAAUUGAAAGAGAUGGAAGAGGAAGAAGAAGAUGAAACGCCACUGCAACGGAGGAGAGGGCAGCACGGUGGUAGCAAAGAUGAAGAAAUGGAGAAACGGAUUUCGGAGUGGGUCGCCAACUCAUCCCUGGGCGAAGACGAAGAGGUAACCAUGUAUAUCCCCAAGGAUGAGCAGGAAGCCGCUAUGAAGAAAUGGGAAGAAGAAGAAGAUGUUCUGAAGCGGCAGGCGAUGGAAGAUGAAACGAGGAUGGUGUGGAAACUCGCAAUGAUGAGGGAGAAGAAAAGAAGAGUGGAGGCGGCAAGUGAGGCGGUUAAAGAGCUGGAGGAGGUGCAAAAACUAACUCUACGAUUGACCCCCCAGGUAGACCUCCAACAAAAGGUGGAUAUCAUUGCCCAGAGCAUCCAACGUUUAGCGAGGGUACAAGAACAGCAAUACGAGUUUAGCCGAAGUCAGGACAUAGCUGUGCGUUCGAUGCGGAUGGGGUUCCGGGACUUUGCCCGCGAAUUGGUAGGAGCUGUAGGAGCCGAGGUGAAUCAUCGCCUCGAGAAGACUGAGCGUUUUUGUGUUGGCGCAAUUGAAGGCGUCAAGGUGGCAGCUCCCAAGGAGGGCGAGCCGCGUCCUCGUAGGGAGCCAGUCAAAGUUAAGUUCCCUGAUUCCUACACUGGAAAGAGGGAAGAAAACUUUGACAAUUGGGAGGCCAAUGUCAAGACCUAUGUGCACCUGCAACAGGUCUCCCCGGAUCAGCAAGUCUUGAUUGCGAUCCAUGCGCUCAGAGACCAAGCUGCCAGCUUUGCAAGGUCCCUAGUGCGCGCCGCUAACUGCAAUGAUGAUGCAGUUACCUAUUCGUCAUUCACCUCCCUCGCUGAGUUCAUGAAAUUGCUGCGCGAGCGAUUUGCAGAUGUUGCUCGCAGUGUCAAGGCCUCAGAUAAGCUCUAGACAAUCCACGCUCGUAAGUGGAAGAGCGCCAAGGCACUCAAGAGCACCAUGGACGAA
Molecule: messenger RNA, 1289 nt
Organism: Chara braunii
Lineage: Eukaryota; Viridiplantae; Streptophyta; Charophyceae; Charales; Characeae
Source: the annotation of a GenBank genome assembly